AUGUCGUUCACCACGGGCCCCAUGUUUGGGGCAAGCGGCUUAGGGGGGUUCGGCGCCGCUCCCCAGCCGUCGCAAACGUCGCAGCCGUCGCAGCCGUCCAGCAUAUUCUCUCCGAGUAACCCUACGAGUAUAUUUGGGAACCCUCAAACAACGCAGGCUCCCUCAACAAACUCCAUCUUGGGCGGCCAAACUCAAACUCAACAACAGCCUGUUCAGUCCUCAAUCUUCGGUUCGGGCCAACCUCCUGCCAGCACGGCGCAGCCUCUUAAUACUUCUUCCCAAGCGGCGCAACCCGCCUUCUUCAACAGUUUAUUGGAGCGUGGCAAAAAGCGACCGCUCUCUACAUUUGCUCAAAAUGGUAGCUUUGAGGAAUUACCUCAUCUCCAGUUGGGUCUCGAUGAUAUUCGCCGAAAGGCAAGGGGACUUGGCACCGGGGGUCUAAAAGACGCCCCUGUACCGAGCAGCAAAGCUCAUUAUCUACUCGCAGCAUCAGGCGUUUCCCCUGGUCAUGCUCUACGUGAUCUGAAAGCCUUAGAGCCUCAAGCGUCUAUUUCACUUCCAUCAAAAGAGCAGGACGCCUUCGAUCCCGACAAUCAGAAAUAUUUAAGGAAUAUUCAACAACGUGGUCGCCAGGUCAUGGUUGCGGAAAGUCUUGCCAGAGCCCAGCGGGACUUUGAUUCCUUUCUGGAAGAGAAGGUAGAUCUCAACUGGGAGGAGCAGCGCCAUAGGAUCUUCAAACAUUUUGGCUUGUCUCAAAAAGAUAACCCGGCAGGAGAUUCAGGGCCAUCAUUUGGUCGUUCGACAAGGCAACCCAAUCACUUCGGGCCUGCGUCUACCCACGGCGUUUCUCGGAGAAGCGUCUUUGGCCGUUCUGGCUUGGAAAAGUCAGUAAUAGGUACCCCUGGUACUGGAAAACCGAGCCAUCAGCUCUUCGACGAGCCAAUGGAACGCACAGAUGGUUCCGGCUUUCAAACCAUGGACCUUCGAUUCUUGCGCGAAAAGAUGGGCUAUUAUGCGGACAAGGUCCAAUCUCUCAACUCUGCUCGGCUCCAGGCGCGUAGCUUCCCAGUUAUGCAUGAGUUUUCUGAGGUUGAAAAGCAUGCUGGCGGUGAUGUUCCUCGUCAGCUUUUUGACGCAUACAGAGCUUUAAUAAUUAUUGUCGGAGAAUCGGCUGAUGUUACGGGAGUGUCAGAGCGUGGCGCCAUCAAUGAGCGUCAAUUCGCGGAGGACUAUUUGAAUGAAGCGUCAAAGUCGCAACAGGCAGUAAACAUGAGAACGCGUAUAGUUGAAGGUUCAAGGAUGUUCCUUGAGAACUCAUUCUACACCGAGAUCGAAGCAGCAAUCAUCAAAAAUCCGCGCGAAGCGCAGCUUGGUGGAAUACCGACUGUGGUCAACAAAAUUCGCGCGUAUAUCCGCCUCAGGGAAUCCAGACGAGACCUUGCGCCGGAUGGCACCGAGCUGCAGACUGUGGGGGAUGAUUACUGCUGGAUUCUCAUCUUUUAUCUUCUGCGGUGUGGAUUCAUCACUGAGGCCGCAGAAUACGUUACCCGCGAUCCCGGCUUCCGGUCAUUGGAUCAUAAGUUUGUAACUUAUAUGACAACCUAUGCUCAAAACAAACGGUUACCAAGGGAUAUGCAGCAAAGAAUCAAUGGCGAGUAUCAACAACGGUCGCGCAACGCUCCCGACAACACCAUUGACCCAUACCGAAUGGCGUGUUAUAAGGUCAUUGGGCGUUGCGACCUUGGCCGCAGGCGCCUUGAUGGUAUCAACCAGAGCGUCGAGGAUUGGAUGUGGUUGCAGUUUAGCCUAGCCAGGGAAGAUGAUCGAGCAGAAGAGGUUGCGGGUGAUGUCUUCGGUCUGGAGGACAUUCAGACCGAUAUCACUGAGAUAGGACAGCGAGUAUUCGGAAAGGGUCAGGAAGGGCCUGGCGGCUAUGGGACUUACUUCCUUUUACAGAUUCUUGGAGGGAUGUUCGAACAAGCCAUUAGCUAUCUCGGAUCCUAUGCGCCUGUCAGUGCAGUGCACUUUGCUAUUGCACUCGGAUACUAUGGCCUUUUAAGGGUCUCUGAUUUCUAUACUUCCGGAGAAGAGAUUUUAUCUUUCACUAUGAAACAAUAUCCGCAGAUCAACUUCGGCUAUCUUGUAACCCAUUACACGAAAGAGUUCCGCACCGCUUAUGUCGAAGCGGCAAUUGACUAUUUCUCUCUGCUCUGCCUUAAUGCUGAUCUUCCAGGGGCUCUGGGUAAAUCUCAAGCCUCCGUGUGCCAUGAGGCUCUGCGAGAAUACAUCCUGGAAACUAGGGAUUUUGCGAAGCUCCUCGGCGACAUCCGUUCGGACGGCUCUAGAAUUAAGGGUCUGAUAGAACAACGUAUUAGCCUGAUCAAGUUGGUGGACCAGGAAGAAUUUUUGAGGACAAUCACUGUACAGGCGGCCGCUGUCGCUGAAGACAAGGGACUAAUAACAGACUCGGUCCUUCUGUACCACCUUGCUGAAGACUAUGAUCGUGUCAUUGAUAUCAUAAACAGAACCUUGUCGGACUCUGUGGCUGUUCCCUUGGGAAGCCCCACACUGAAGUUACAGCCUUUGCGACCUCGCACUAGCCUACAGCAGGAUGACGGUGGACAGGAGGCUAGUGCCGAGCCAGGUACAAGCCUAAGCUUGACCGUGGUGGAAGAGCCAGUCGUUUUGGCAAAGAACAUGAUUGGUCUCUACAACCAGAAUGCCUUGUAUUAUCAGCGCAUUCGUCAAUCAAGUCGAGACGCAUGCGGCGUUUUGCUUCGGAUGAUGGAAGCCAAGGUAGAGGUCGAAGCAGGAAAAUGGACAGCGGCCCUGGAUACGAUCAAUGGAUUGGGCAUUCUGCCAUUACGAGCCAAUGGCUCUGUACCUUAUAUCCGAAGUGCUGCUCAGGCGUUCUCAGCACUCCCGUCGCUUAUUUCUAGCAAUGUCGGCCAUGUGAUAAUCUGGAGCAUUACAUGUAUCGGACGUGAACGGGAGCGACUAAGCAGCGGACCGUAUGAGAAUGAGAUGAGGCAGGGGCUCGCUGAGGAACUGUUGCUCAUGGCGAAGGAUCUGAUGAUAUUCUCUGGAAUGGUCAAGUAUAAAUUACCUCCAAGAGUCUAUGAGACUCUUGCUCGGGCUGGAGCAGAUAUUGGCGCGUAUUAA
Aspergillus mulundensis is the source of this 3162-nucleotide messenger RNA. RefSeq names its product linker nucleoporin NIC96 (gene nic96). Gene Ontology annotation, molecular function: structural constituent of nuclear pore. The record is from RefSeq and is a predicted model, not a curated record. Gene Ontology annotation, cellular component: nuclear pore. Lineage: Eukaryota; Fungi; Ascomycota; Eurotiomycetes; Eurotiales; Aspergillaceae. Gene Ontology annotation, biological process: protein import into nucleus; poly(A)+ mRNA export from nucleus. The transcript has 5 exons. Bases 1 to 3162 code for a protein of 1053 amino acids.